AUGAGUCUUUUGGGGCACUUUUUACUAUUGGAUGAGUCUGAUGUAAAGAAGUUCUGGGAAAGCAGUACUACUGUUAUGGAAGCGUUAAAAAAAGCCAGUUUAAGUAAGGAAGAAACAGUCACAGAUGCUGACAGCAAUUCGUUUUUAGUAUUUGAGCAUGAGAAGGAUUCGAACGAUGCAACUGCUAAUCAGGAAGAUGUGAUUGUUCAAUAUACUCAUGCACAGGAAAUAUUAACCGAAUAUAUAAAAUUACAAACUCAUAAGCGAAAAAAUGAAAUUGAUAUUGAAAGGGAUGUUUUAUGUAAAAGGCAAAAAAGCGAGACGAAUAGUCCUAAUGCAGAAAAUCCGCAACUAAGAAACAAUAGUGAAAAAUCUUUCUCCGAGUCUCUUUCCUCCUCUGAUGAUAAUAAUAAAGAGCCUGAAGACGAUGAAGAAAUUAAAUUUGAUCUAACACAUUUCGAUAGAAUUGCAACAUUUCGGCAGUAUCAGAAAGAUGUUUUUAAGAAGGCGCAGAGAGAGGGUUUAAAACAUGGGAGUAUUUACGAACUCUUAGCUUUAUCAUCAAUAAUGUUGCCUGAGGAUGAGUUCGAUGAAACCGAAUUACAGGGAGAAGACGACGAUUAUGAUGUUGAAGAAUUUGAAGGAAUCGAAAUUCAAGAAGAGGAUUUAUUAACAAUGCAAGAACGCGAACGAGCUUUUGAAGAAGGCUUAUUCAACGAAGAGUUGGCUCAAAAUGAUGAUAUAACAAAAGAGUUCCAGAUAGGCUUAGAUAUGAUGGAUCAACUGACAGAUGGCAACGAGAGUGACGCAGAAGAUUCCGAGGAAAGCGAAUCAGCUUCUUCAGAAGAGGAAGACGAGGAUAGUUCUUUUGAAGAUCAGGAAGAAUUGGAUAAAAUCUUUGAGAAGUAUAGAACAUUAAUGUCGGAAUUGUCGGAGUUGGACACUAAUCUACAAAAAGAAGCAAAAAGAUCUAGAAGUCGAGACAAAUAG
Molecule: messenger RNA, 990 nt
Organism: Acaulospora morrowiae
Lineage: Eukaryota; Fungi; Glomeromycota; Glomeromycetes; Diversisporales; Acaulosporaceae
Source: the annotation of a GenBank genome assembly